ACUAUGCAUUGUGCAUUAUGGAGCCUGGAGCCACACAUUCCAGCUUCUUGCAGAGUUCCAAUUCUACACUCCCCACUCAUCACUCCCCUUAACACUCACUACUGCAAAAAGCCAUGCUAUUCUUAUCACCCAAACAAUCUCUAUUACUUAUUCCCAUUUUUGUAAUCGCUAUCAUCCAAACAGUCCCUAUUCUCGCACGUAAUGCUCACGUCAUCAAUUUCCGCUCACCGAACCUGUAUCCAGAAUCACUCGCGUGGGAUCCACAAGCGCAGCACUUCCUCCUUGGAUCCCUCCAGCAGCGCCUUAUCGCCGCAGUAUCCGAUGCCGGCGUCGUCGAAACCUUCAUCUCCGACACCGAACUCCCUGACGGUGCUUCCAUCCUCGGCAUCGCCGUCGAUUCUUACCGCAACCGCCUCCUCGCCGUCGUUCACCAGAGCCACAACAACGAUCAACCUCCGUUCAAUGCCCUCGCGGCCUACGACGCUCGCUCCCGCCACCGGAUAUUCCUCUCCUUGCUCCCUUCUUCCUCCGAAGACACGUCCCCCGCUGCCGCAAACGACGUCGCCGUCGAUUACGACGGUAAUGCCUUCGUAACAAACUCCGCGGGAAACUACAUCUGGAAAGUAACCUCUGAUGGCGAGGCCUCGAUCUUCUCCAGAUCUCAGCUCUUCACGGCGAACAUUCCGGCGACGGCGAACAACGACAGCCUCUUAGGCCUCAAUGGAAUAGCUUACGUAAGCAAAGGUUACCUCCUCGUUGUUCAAUCGUGCACGGGAAAACUAUUCAAGGUUGACGCGAUCGACGGAACAGCGAGGGUGGUGAUUCUGAACGAGGAUCUCAUCGGCGCCGACGACAUUGCCUUGAGGAAGGACGGUGGAGUUGCGGCGGCGGUGUCGCCGGUGAACAAGAUGUGGUUCCUGAAGAGCGAAGACAGCUGGGCGGAGGGAGUGGUGUUCGACAGGUUGGAGCUGGAUCUGCGACGGUUUCCGACAUCGGUGACGAUGGGAGAGAAGGGAAGGGUUUACGUGUUGUACGGACACUUGGACGAGGGGAGGGUUGGGGAUUCGGUGAGGGAGGGUUUCGGAAUCGCUGAGGUGCGGUCAAAGAGAGAGGGUCAAGAUGACAGUAUUUGGCUCUUUGUUUUAAUGGGUGUAGGCUUCGCAUUUUUAAUGUUCUGGAGGUUCCAGAUGAGCCAGCUUGUUAAAAAAAUGCAUCACAAGAUUAAUUGAUUCUCUUCCUUUUCUUGUCCAUAUUCUUUAUAUUCUUGUGCUAGAUUUUACUAUUUUUUAUUUUUGAAAAU
Messenger RNA from Arachis stenosperma, 1300 nucleotides. RefSeq lists its product as uncharacterized. The transcript has a single exon. Gene Ontology annotation, cellular component: endoplasmic reticulum. Bases 114 to 1229 code for a protein of 371 amino acids. The record is from RefSeq and is a predicted model, not a curated record. NCBI's taxonomy places the organism in Eukaryota, Viridiplantae, Streptophyta, Magnoliopsida, Fabales, Fabaceae.